UUGUCUCCAAGACUCGUUAACGAAAAAAGAAAAAGGGUCGCUAAGCCAUUCCGCUUUCUUCAUUGGCUUUGUUUUGUCUUAGGCUAAGGUAUUAUGGAUGGAAAAGCAUCAUCCUCCCCUUCGCCCGCUUCCGCUAAACGCAGUCGAGGGUCCAUCGAACAGCAUCGUCCUCCGACGAAGAAAAAUUCUGAUGAUUGCGGCGAUCAUAAUUCGAAGAAGAGGCCCUUGCGCACAAGCGAUAGAUUGAGAGCCAGGCAUCGGAGGAGGCUCAAUCUCAACCUCAACCUGACGUCCCGUAUACAGAUGUAUCGCAAUCACAAUCCCAAGCUCAACAAGGGUAAGAAAAGGCGCCGUGCAUCGGCAUCCCGCAUCGCGAAAAUGCUGCAUACCAGACCCAAUCUACGCAGUUCAGCUAAUUCAACUGUGCAUAAAACUGCUGGUCCUUCAAAUCAGAUAGAGAACAUGAACGUGCAGUCGCAUACAUCCACUCUACGCCGGUCUACAAGAAAAAGGAAAAUUUCUGUCAAUUUAGAGGAUUACGAAACAGAUAACACAGACACAGAGGAUGCAGAUCUGAUGAGACGAACAUAUCGGCCAUCUACUACUAAAGUUGAGAAUAACCCUAGUCAGGAUGAGCAGUCCAGUCCAAUGCGAGAGAAGAAGACAAGAGAUACAGCAUCUUUGCCACGGCGAGAAGGACUUCGGCCUCGCAGGUCAACAAGGUCAACAAGGUCAACCAUCCAACAUUCUUCUCAAGAUUCUGAAGACCAGGAAUCGUCAGAGGAGGAAGAUGAUAGAGAUGAGGGGGAGGCUGGGGAUGAAGGAGAGGAAGACGAAGAAGAUGAAGUUGAGGAAGAGGGUGAGGAGGGUGAAGAACAAGAAGGAAGGAGACGGUAUGCUCUCCGGAAUCGCACUGAGGUGAGGAGGUUUUCUCCUGAAAAAGAAGAAAAGCAACGCCCACGAUCUCCACCACGUAAAGUAUUGCAUCAAGGAAUGGGAACCAAAAAUGCACGUGAUGCGAGACGAGGUGGUGCAAGGACAUAUAAACGUCAUCGUGCACCAAGAAUUGAUGAUUCAGAUGAUUCUCUUCUUGUGGAUGAGAUGGAUCAGGGUCCUGUUGGUUCAUGGAUGCGUGGGGGAAACAGAAACUUUGGUCAGCAAUGGGUUUGUGGCGGACUUGACAUGCAUAGCACAACUGCAUGGGGAUUGAAUGUUGCGGCAUCUGGAUGGGGACACCAAGGUGAUACUUUUGGUUAUGGAGGUGUAGGUGUACAAACUGCUGGGCCUAGUUCAAAAGGUGGAGCUGACAUUCAACCUUUGCAGGUUGAUGACACAGUGAGUUUUGAUGAUAUUGGAGGGCUUUCUGAUCACAUUGAUGCACUGAAAGAAAUGGUUUUUUUCCCUCUUCUCUAUCCUGAUUUCUUUGCAAAUUAUCACAUCUCUCCUCCAAGGGGAGUCUUAUUGUGUGGUCCUCCUGGAACUGGUAAAACAUUGAUUGCAAGGGCUUUAGCAUGUGCAGCUUCCAAGGCAGGACAGAAAGUAAACUUUUACAUGCGAAAGGGAGCUGAUGUGCUCAGCAAGUGGGUUGGGGAAGCUGAGCGGCAACUGAAAUUACUUUUUGAAGAAGCUCAAAGGAACCAACCAUCCAUAAUAUUUUUUGAUGAAAUAGAUGGUCUUGCUCCAGUGAGGUCUAGUAAACAAGAACAAAUUCACAAUUCUAUUGUAUCUACACUUCUUGCUCUAAUGGAUGGUCUAGACUCUAGAGGUCAAGUAGUGCUUAUUGGAGCUACAAACAGGAUUGAUGCUAUUGAUGGAGCUCUUCGUCGGCCUGGUCGGUUUGAUCGUGAAUUUGUAUUUACCUUACCUGAUUGUAAAGCAAGAGCUGAGAUAUUAAAGAUCCAUACAAGAAAGUGGAAGAAUCCUUUAUCAGAUGAAUUAAGAAUGGAAUUAGCAGCAGCUUGUGUGGGGUAUUGUGGUGCUGAUUUAAAAGCUUUGUGCACAGAAGCUGCAAUUAGGGCCUUCCGCGAGAAAUAUCCUCAAGUAUACACUAGUGAUGAUCAGUUUGUCAUAGAUGUGGAUUCUGUGAAAGUAGAGAAGCUUGAUUUCUUGGAAGCUAUGUCUGCUAUUACUCCGGCUGCCCAUAGAGGUGCAACAGUACAGUCAAGGCCAUUGUCCCCAGUUAUAGCUCCAUGCUUAGAAGGACAUCUAAAAAUAAUCAGAAACUAUAUUUCUGAGAUCUUCCACAUAGUGGCCAAGGGUGAUAAGGAGGACAGUUCUCGCAAUCUUGCCAAGUUACUUGGAUUUUCCUAUGGUUCUUCCAUUCCCUUUGUUUACAGACCAAGACUUUUACUUUGUGGGAAGGAGGGUGCUGGCUUGGACCAUAUCGGCCCUGCUGUUCUACACGAAUUAGAGAGGUUCCCUGUGCAUUCUCUUGGACUUCCAUCACUCUUGUCCGACCCAAGUGCAAAGACCCCUGAGGAAGCGCUAGUGCAUAUUGUGGGAGAAGCAAGGAGGACUUCUCCUUCUAUUUUGUAUCUGCCUCAACUUCAACUUUGGUGGGAGACGGCCCAUGAUCAACUAAGAGCUGUUCUGUUGACUAUAUUGGAAGAACUGCCAUCGGACCUUCCUGUAUUACUUCUUGCAACCUCCUCUGUGCCCUCGGACGAAUUGGAUGGAGAAGCUGCAUCCUUGUUUGGACGUCGCUAUAUUUACCAAGUAGAAAAACCAAGUUCCGAGGACAGGUGUAGAUUCAUCUCACAAUUGGUUGAUGCUGUUCUUACUAUCCCUGAUCAGCAAGUAGUAAUUACUCCUAAAAAGAAUGUUUCUAUUCCUGAACUUCCAAAGGUACCAAAAGCAGCAAGGGGACCAAGUGAAACUGAGCUACGUGCCAAGGCAGAAGCAGAGGAGCAUGCUAUUCGACGACUCCGAAUGUGUCUUCGGGAUAUCUGCAGCAGACUUCUAUAUGAGAAACGGUUCAGUGUCUUCCAUUACCCUGUAAUGGAUGAAGACGCUCCUGACUAUUAUUCAAUAGUUCAAAAUCCGAUGGAUAUCACUACUUUACUGCAGCGUGUGGAUAAUGGGCGUUACUUGACAUGCUCAGCCUUCUUGCAAGAUGUGGAACUAAUUCCAGCCAAUGCAAAAGCAUAUAAUGGUGAUGACUACAAUGGAGCUCGAAUUGUCAGCAGAGCAUAUGCACUAAGGGAUGCGGUUCUUGGCAUGCUUUCUCAAAUGGAUCCUGCACUAGUUGCCUUCUGUGAUAAAAUUGCUGCUCAGGGUGGGCCAACUCGUCUGCCAGAGGAUUCAGCUACAAAUUUUCUUUCGAAUCCUGUUGCUCAACCAGUUCAUGUUACAAGAGCAAGUGCACGUCUACGCAAUGUUCAGCCUGAAAUGAAUGUAUCUCAAAGUUAUGAGGUCUUGAAACGCUCAAAGCGGAACAGUGAUCCUGAUCAAGAUUUUUUUUCUACAGGUGAAGUUGUGGCUGGGAACUCUGAUCCAUUUUCUGAGGACAGAUCACAACCCAUGGAGAUUGAUGCUCCUGGGCAAAAUGCCCUUCCAACAAAAUGCCCUCAUGGUAGUGUAACAAAUGAGGCAUUUAAAGGUGUGCAACAAUGUGAGGCAAAUAAUCAAGAUGAAAUAAUGAAUCAACCGCUUGCCCCAACAGAUGUUGCAGAAACCACCAUUGCAGAAGUCGAGGAUGGUGAAAGCAAAUCCUCUCCCAAAGUGCCAAUAAGCAAGCAUUUGGCAGAACAGAUUGAAUCAAUAGAACAGAAUUUUGUGAAAUGUACUGAAGGUUAUGGAAUCUCAGAACUUGAAAGACUUUAUGCUCGAAUUUGCCGAGGGGUGAUAUCACUGAAAGAUGCUGACAAACCUAUGAUUGUUAAAUUCUUGAAAGACUUCUCAUCUGAUGAAAGCAAUUUUCAAAGAUAGUUUUGUUACUGGAUGUCCUAUGAAGUACUAUGGAGUACUUAAGAUGCAUGACAUUUGAAACUAAUUUGAGUAGCAAACUGUAAAUACGAUACUGUCCGGUGUUUUGAUAAAUACAAUACUGUCCGGUGUUUUGAUGCACAGAAAAUAUCAAUUUAGAAAAACCGUUAUAGGUUGUAAGUAAUUUUGUAAUAUUCCCCCAAACCUGGAAACACGAUUUUUUUUGGUUUCUACAGGGUUUGGGGGCUUAGUCAUGUGAUCCAACUAAUUACAUUUCUUCUCU
Molecule: messenger RNA, 4207 nt
Organism: Cryptomeria japonica (Japanese cedar)
Lineage: Eukaryota; Viridiplantae; Streptophyta; Pinopsida; Cupressales; Cupressaceae
Product: ATPase family AAA domain-containing protein At1g05910
Exons: 11
Coding region: 94-3927 (1277 amino acids)
Biological process (GO): positive regulation of transcription by RNA polymerase II
Cellular component (GO): nucleus
Molecular function (GO): chromatin binding; ATP hydrolysis activity; histone binding
Source: RefSeq, a predicted model, not a curated record